AUGGCGCCGCAGGAUACGGCUGGACGAAUCCCCAAGAAAUCGUUUAUCUCGACAUCGGUUCUCCUCGGCCUUACGCUGGUGGGCGUUCUUGUUCGAUUCCUUAUUCGAUUCCGCAUCCAACGACAGCGACCGAAUGUCGACGAUGGCUUGCUGGCCAUGGCUCUUGCUCUGCUCCUUAUCAGUAUCGGUUUUAUGCACGAGGAGGUCAUCGACCGGAUGUACUUCAUCGUCGCGUUGCAGAGAAAAGUCGAAGGAGUCAUUCCCAGUCCAGAUUGGAUGCAGGUCUCGUUUCAAUUCCACAAAUGGGUCACCAUCUGCCUGAUGAUGUCUUGGUCUGCCAUCAUGGCGGUCAAGUUCAGCUUUCUCUUUUUCUUUAAACGACUAAUUGAUCGCAUUCGGCCCUGGUGGAUUUUUGACCUUUCUCACAAGACCAUCUCGGCUUCAAUCGAUUAUCACACUUUUUUUGAUCCUCCUCGAUGUGCUGUGAUGACCUUUUUGGCCCCCAGAAGGGAGUUCAAAACGCAGCCUGACACCGUCUUUGUUUCGCUGGUUGCAAGGUACUAUUAA
Messenger RNA from Aspergillus steynii IBT 23096, 567 nucleotides. RefSeq lists its product as uncharacterized. The record is from RefSeq and is a predicted model, not a curated record. Bases 1 to 567 code for a protein of 188 amino acids. NCBI's taxonomy places the organism in Eukaryota, Fungi, Ascomycota, Eurotiomycetes, Eurotiales, Aspergillaceae. The transcript is spliced from 2 exons.